AUGGAAGAGCGAAGAGCGGUGCUAGGUUGCUAUCUCAUCACCGCAAGUAUCGCCUUAACGACGUCGAAAAUCGAUGCGCUUCGAUGGACACCUCACAUGGAAGAAUCGCUCUCUGCCUUAACCAAUGCUAGGGAGUGUCCCGAAGACGAACGUUUGGUGACUUUGGUCAAACUGAGUCUCGUCAUGGACAAGGCCUAUCAUCUCCAACGGGAUGGAGAUGGUCACCAUGCACCCUACUUCUAUAUCAAAGCAUUCCAAUCUCAACUCAAUCUCGUGAAAGACUCGAUCCCUGGCUCUUUACGAAACGAUGACUCUAUCCUCUUUCAUAUUGCAACCACCGAGCUCGUAAUUCAUGAGAUUGCCAUGCGGGCACCUUCUACACCUAAUACGCCUGAUCUCCAGAGGCUUGAUAGUCUGUAUACGUCUCUUCAAGCCGCAAAGACCUGGUUGGAUCUUUGGCUAUCUCAGCGUCCCACCGAGUACAUGGCAUUCCCUUACACGAUAUUUGGUCAACUUUCACGGGCCCUCGUUAGCUUGUAUCGACUGUCGGUAUUGGAUGAUCCUGCCUGGGACAGGAACUUUGUGAGAACUACUGCCAACCUCCUCGAAUACCUCAACAGAAUGACCUACGGGAUGAAAAUGUCCACAACCCACCUCGCAGUCCCUCAUCAAUCGGAGUGGAAUGUUUUUGAAAAGGCAUCGACCAUGUUUCAGUGCAUCAGAGAAGGAUGGGAGCCAAAACUGAUAGAAGCUUGGUUUCCCAGUCCACAAUCCCGAGGAUUUGACGAUACACUUAAUGCUUCGAAUCCUCCGAUGUUGGAUGAGACUCUUCCGAUGAAUGGCCUGGACGAUCUAUGGAUGAUGGAUGUUUUCGGCUCAUUAUAA
This is a messenger RNA of Penicillium diatomitis, 885 nucleotides long. RefSeq names its product fungal specific transcription factor domain-containing protein. The coding region runs from base 1 to 885 and encodes 294 amino acids. The record is from RefSeq and is a predicted model, not a curated record. Gene Ontology annotation, molecular function: transcription cis-regulatory region binding; DNA-binding transcription factor activity, RNA polymerase II-specific. The transcript is spliced from 3 exons. Gene Ontology annotation, biological process: regulation of DNA-templated transcription. Gene Ontology annotation, cellular component: nucleus. Lineage: Eukaryota; Fungi; Ascomycota; Eurotiomycetes; Eurotiales; Aspergillaceae.